AUGGCUAACGAAGCACUCACUUUGACGGAGGAAAUCAUCCGAAAUCGAGUGAAUCUGCAACAUGAUAAUCUAGAGGAUGUGAAGGCUCUGUCACUCCCGGGAACCUACCAUGAGAAAGUUGUCAGUCUAGGGAACUCGCUAAGGAAGUUUUCUCGUCUGAAAAGUCUUGAUCUCUCCAGGAACGCCUUAACAUGCUUACAGGGAAUGGAACAUCUGAAGUUGUUGGAGAGACUGAAUCUCUACUACAACGGGAUAGAAACCAUGGACGAGCUGAAGCGCUUAAGAUUCAACACUGGCCUCAAGGAACUCGAUCUAAGACUGAAUCCUGUCACUCGCACGGAACCUGACUACCGACUAUACCUCAUACACAUGCUCCCCAACCUUCAGAAACUAGAUGACCGCGGAGUGAGAGACAGAGAAAGAAAUGCAGCCCUCGUCCACUUCAGCUCCAGCCAGGCAGUAGAGAUAUCAGUCCAGCCAAGUAAUGGAGAACCUCCACCAAAACCACCCCAUCCUCGGGCAGAGAUGGUACGGGGCAUGGGAAAGGGGAUGACCGCCCUAGAUGAUGAUGAUGUGGCAGUGCUGGACCUGAUUGCCAGGACAGGCGGUGAUCUUAGUAGACCUCGAACCGUAACUGGUUCGGCUGCCAGGGAACCCACGGCAGAGGACUACUCUCUAGAAGUGUUGAAAAGCUUGGAUGGUGGACCAACAGACGAUAAAAGGGAGGAGGAACCUGCUCCCAAGCCUCGCCCAGGAAGCAUGGAGGAAGCCUAUAGGAUGAAAUACCCGAAUAUUCCUUCACUGACGGUGACUGGGACAGAAGAUAGACAUCGUGAGAGGAAGGAUGAGAACCUACAAUAUCAGGAUGAAGUAGAUGCCUACAGUAAAUUCAAAAGCCAUGGCUACUUCACAGCCAACCCAAAUCAAGAACAAGCAAGAAAUGGAAAUGGCAAUACCUCCCAGGUCCAGACAGAGCGAGAUCCCUACCCAGGACCCCCUCGGGUGCCCACAGAAAGGCGAAGAUCAUUUGGGGAGGAGGAGUCACCACAAGGUCAUCAGAGGUCAAAUAGUCAGCCAUCACCUAGAAAGGAGCAUCAUGAUUCAAUGGAAGAUUUAGGGAUGAGACGAGCAGAUCGGUCAGUGGAUGACCUCAGGUCAUUGAGGUCAAACGAACAACAUGUCUCAAAUGGAACCAUGAAGGGAGAGAACUCUAGAUCAAAAGAAUUACUUUCAAAAUUACUUGACAUUGUUGAUAGAUAUUGGAAUGGAUCAAAGUCACUACAUAAAAAUAUCAAAUUUAGAGGUCUUGCAUAUGAACUUAUAGACAACUUUGCCAGAAAUUAUGGUGAUGAUUUGAGUAAGGUGGAAAGUGAUUUAGCACACAUCCGUGAAGAGAACUUUAAGUUGAGAAAAAGAGAAGAAAUCACCCGCAACACACUCGCAGACAGCACGGUGAAUGAGAGUCAACUAAAAACCUCUUUGCAUCAAGCUUACAAAGACAAUGAGGCCCUGAAGGACGAGCUGCAGAACACUGUCAGGGAAAAUCGUAAACUACAAAUGAAACUGAAGGAGCAACAGAAUGGUCAACUUUCCACAGCAGCCACGUCCAUGUCUUCCGUCAACCAGUCACACCUAGAAGAAAUUAAGCGACAGAAUGAUAUCCUGAGGAAUGAGGUGGAGAUGUUACAAAUCCGACUAAAACAGUACUCACAGAUGCAGGAGCUGGCGGCCAUGUUACAAGAGAGUCACAAGUCCCUCGUCCAGACCAAUGACCACCUUUUGAAGGACCUCGGGGAAACCAAACGACGCCAUCAGGGGGAAGUGGAACAACUCAACUGGAGUUACAACCAGCUGAAAAAAUCUUCAGGCUACGCACCACCCACAAAGACCCGAGACCAUGGCAGGGCUUCAGCCACCUUGUAUGACUCCUAGCAUCUAAAUUUACACUUAUCAGUUCUGUACUGGCGUGCAGAAA
Molecule: messenger RNA, 1975 nt
Organism: Ylistrum balloti
Lineage: Eukaryota; Metazoa; Mollusca; Bivalvia; Pectinida; Pectinidae
Product: centrosomal protein of 72 kDa-like
Exons: 15
Coding region: 1-1932 (643 amino acids)
Molecular function (GO): protein binding
Source: RefSeq, a predicted model, not a curated record